UUGAAGAGACUCAGUAGUUUUCUUGUUGCCAUUUUAAUGGGUUUUAUUUGUUCUUCACAAGCUUAUAAUUUUUAUGUUGGAGGAAGAGAUGGAUGGGUUGUGAACCCUUCUGAGAAUUACAAUAACUGGGCAGAACGAAAUAGAUUUCAAAUUAAUGAUACUCUUGUGUUUAAGUAUAAGAAGGGAUUGGAUUCUGUGUUGGUUGUGAAUAAAGAGGACUAUGAUAGUUGUAAUACAGCGAAGCCUAUGAUGAAGAUGGACGAUGGUGAUUCGAAGUUCACGUUUGAUCGAUCUGGUCCUUUUUACUUCAUUAGUGGAAAUCAUGAUAACUGUGAGAAAGGUCAGAAGUUGAUCACCCUUGUUUUGUCUGUGAGACAUCGCCCUAUACUUUCUCCUCCACCUAAGGUUCCUGCACCUUCAGGGUCUCCUUCUCCAAUGGCUUCACCUCCUAAGGGUAUGUUACCUUCUCCUAUGGCUUCACCUCCUAAGGGUAUGUCACCUUCUCCUAUGGCUUCACCUCCUAAGGGUAUGUCACCUUCUCCCAUGGCUUCACCUCCAAAGGGUAUGUCACCUUCUCCCAUGGCUUCACCUCCAAAGGGUAUGUCACCCUCUCCCAAGGCUUCUCCUCCAAAAGCAUGGUCACCCUCUCCCAUGGCUUCUCCUCCAAAGGGUAUGUUACCUUUUCCCAUGGCUUCACCUCCAAAGUCUAUGACACCUUCUCCCAUGGCUUCACCUCCAAAGGGUAUGUCACCCUCUCCCAUGGCUUCUCCUCCAAAGGCAUGGUCACCCUCUCCCAUGGCUUCUCCUCCAAAGGGUAUGUCACCCUCUCCCAUGGCUUCUCCUCCAAAGGGUAUGUCACCUUCUCCCAUGGCUUCUCCUCCAAAGGGUAUGUCACCUUCUCCCAUGGCUUCACCUCCAAAGUCUAUGACACCUUCUCCCAUGGCCUCUCCUCCAAAGGGUAUGUCACCUUCUCCCAGGGCUUCUCCUCCUAAGGCAAUGACUCCUUCUCCCAGGGCUUCUCCACCAAAGGCAAUGACACCAUCUCCCAUGGCAUCUCCACCAAAAGCAAUAUUGACACCAUCACCCAUGGCUUCUCCACCUCAUGUUGCAACACCUCCAUCGCCAUCAUCAUCAUCAUCAUCAACAUCUACUGCUCCAAGUCCGGUUGUAACUCCUCCACCAGCUCCAGCACCGUCGAAGUCGUCGGCACCGUCGGGAUUAGCAGUCUCAAUUAAGUUGGUUACAUGGGUUUCUAUUUUUGUGAGUUUAUUAGCAUCUGGUAGCCUUCUGUGA
Telopea speciosissima is the source of this 1293-nucleotide messenger RNA. Its product is annotated as early nodulin-like protein 2. Lineage: Eukaryota; Viridiplantae; Streptophyta; Magnoliopsida; Proteales; Proteaceae. Gene Ontology annotation, cellular component: plasma membrane. The record is from RefSeq and is a predicted model, not a curated record. Bases 37 to 1293 code for a protein of 418 amino acids. The transcript has 2 exons. Gene Ontology annotation, molecular function: electron transfer activity.